ACCAGAUAUUCGAGGAGAAGGAAAGGAGAUCGAGACGAAGCCGGAGGAGGAGGCGGAGGAGGGGAAGGGCGCACCCACCCACUGAGCCGCACAGCCUCCUUUCCCUCCCCUCCUCCGCCCGCCCGCCCCCAAACCUCCAGACCCACAGCCAUGGAGAAGAAGGAGGACGUGGGAACAGGGCCUGCCCUGAAGCAAGAGCCGGCUGGCCAGCGGGCCGUGAAUGGAGCUCUCCCGGAAGUGAGGGCGCUCUCCCUCGACGAACGGACCGGCCACUUGCCGGCCACGAUGCCCCUCGAGAGGGAGCCAGGCCAGUGCCAGAGGGACCGGUCUGCCUCGGCGCGCCCUGCGACGGCCGCCCCUUCUCCGCCACCCACAGCUGCUCCUACGGGGUCACCCCUGCCCCCUCAAAACGGCCACCCAGCCGCCGACACGGCCACGGCGCCCCCCGCUGACGUGAAACCUUCCACUCCGACCGGCCAGGCUCGCCCGUCGCCUGCGGCCACCCUUCGCGCCACAGAGACCUUGUCCCUGAAGAGUGACCGCCCGCCGCCGGUCGGAGCCCCAACAAUGCCUCCCGGCGAAGACGCAUGCCCGCAGGAAAGCGGGCGAUCGCCGGCCAAGAACGAACAGCCGUCCCCAGCCAGUCCCCGAACCAAACAAGACACCCAGAAAGCACAAGCCAGGCACAAAUUGGCCCGAGAACGGCGGGAAGAACGAGCCAAGCAUCUAGCUGCCAAGCGGGCCGUGUGGCUGGAGAAAGAGGAGAAGGCGAGGGUGUUGCGUGAAAAGCAGCUGGAGGAACGGCGGCGGCGACUUGAGGAGCAGCGCGUUCGGGCGGAGAAACGCCGAGCGGCCCUGGAGGAGCGCCAGCGGCAGAAGCUCGAGAAAAAUAAGGAGCGCUACGAAGCUGCCAUCCAGCGCUCGGCCAAGAAAACCUGGGCUGAGAUCCGGCAGCAGCGAUGGUCGUGGGCCGGCGCCCUGCACCAGGGGUCCCCCGUUCACAAGGACGGUGCAAGCAGGUGCUCUCUCUCUGCCGUAAAUCUCCCCAAACACGUGGACUCUAUAAUCAACAAGCGCCUCUCCAAAUCUUCGGCCACUCUCUGGAACUCACCCAGUAGAAGUAAGCGACUCCUGGGGAUGCCCAGCAGCGCGAGGGGAGACCGCAGUCUACAGCUCAGCCCUUGGGAGAGCAGCAUCGUGGACCGGCUCAUGACGCCAACGCUCUCUUUUCUGGCCCGCAGCCGGAGUGCCGUGACGCUUGCCGGGAACGGAAAGGAUCAAGUGGUCCCGGUGUGUCCCCGCUCAGCCUCCGCCAGCCCCCUUAGUCCCUGUAACAACCACCGGAUGCAUCACCGCUGCUCAGAGCGACGGCGGCCGGCCACCAGCAGCCCGGACGUGACCCCUCGGCGCCGGGUCGAGGCCUCCCCGAAAAAGAAAGAGAAGAAAGACAAAGAUCGGGAAAACGCUCAAGAGAAAAGCGCCCUCGCUCUGCGCAAACGCCAGUCUAUGCCUUCCAAUCAGGCUCGUCAGCGACACACGCCUGAGAGCAGCCCAGGACCCAAGCCCAGGCCUGCAUCCCCUGCAGUGGCCAAGCAACGUCCCGCCUCGCCGAGCCCGGGCCCUGGGUCUCCUCAUCGGCCGGGCCUCAACCGCAGUGCCCAGUCCUCGCCCAAGGCCCGCCCUCGCAGGGAGCACGACGGCCAGCCCAAAGGCCGCGAACGCAAGGACGAGCAGAAGGAACGAGGGGCAGCCUCUCCGGCCCCCAACGAGACCCCGAAGCUCUCCGGGAGCAGUGAAACGGCACCAGAUGUCAGCCGACCUGCUGGCGCUGCAAGUCCAGUGCCUGCUCCUCCGACAACCCCCAGCAAACCCAUGGCCGGCACCACAGACCGGGAGGAAGCUGCCCGUCUCCUGACUGAGAAACGGCGCCAGGCAAGGGAGCAGAGGGAGCGCGAGGAGCAAGAGCGUAGGGAGCAAGAGGAGCAAGCGCGGCGCCUGGCAGAGGAGCGGGCUCAGCAAGAAGCCAAAGACCGCCUGCAGCAACAAGCCGAGCUGGCCCGGUUAGAGGAAGAACGGCGGCAGGAACAAGAGGAGCGGGCCCGGCAGGAAGAGCGUGAGGCCCAGGAUCAGGCCCGGGCUGAACGGGAGGAGCAGGAGCGACUCCAGAAGCAGAGAGAAGAAGCCGAGGCUCGGGCCCGCGAGGAGGCGGAACGCCAGCGAGUGGAGCGUGAAAAGCACUUCCAGAGAGAAGAGCAGGAGCGGCUGGAGAGGAAAAAGCGGCUGGAGGAGAUCAUGAAGAGGACACGGAAAGCAGACGGAGCUGACGCCAAGAAAAAAAAUGACAAGAAGCUUGUGAACGGGAAGGAGGAAAAGCCAGAGGUGGAAACAGGGGCAGGUGGUGAGAAACGCCCCGGAAGCCUUCCUAAAGAAGAGGAACUGCCUGAGAUGCAGGCAUCGAGUCCAGCCGGACGCAAAGGAGCUCUUCCUGAAGGUCUGCAGCACAGCUCUCCAGUGCCCUCCACCCUGACCCUCGUGAAUGGCCUGCAGCCCAGCAAACAUGAAAAUGGCUUCUCUUCCCCCAAGGAGGCCAGCGGGCGGGAGCACUCGGCCGGCCCGGGGCUGAGCAUGGCAGGGGAGGCCAUCCUGCCCUUUGCUAACAAGGAACCCUUCCUCACCAAGGCCGUGGCGAAGGCCCCACAGAUCACAGAGGUUCUGUAAGCAGUGAUGCCACUUUUCUCCUUCCCCGAAAGGGCGGGUGCAACGACGUGCCAACUCCGGGCCAUCUCUGAUCAAAAGGAUGAUGCCUCCCCACCGCCAUGACCACCACCCUUGCGAGGAUCGGGGGCGUGCCAGGAGCGAGGCUUGGGGGUGGGGGGUGGCUCAGUCCCACGGCCUAUCUCUUUCUUCUACGGCUCUCAUGUUAUGGUUCUGAUUCUGAUUAAUUUUUUUAAUAUGCACCUUAUCAGACGGAACCCUUAGCUCAUCCCACGAGGCUCUAUAAUCACAUAGUUAUUUAACAGGCUGGGUACAGAGGGUGUGGAUAAUGUACAUAAACGUCAGUGUUAGCACGGGAUUGCACACGUAAUCACCGUUGUGGUUUUGCCCCCCUCGCCACCCCCCCAAUUCACGUGUGUUCAUGGGAGACGCCUUUCGGUUUCGUUUUUUAAAAAAAUUUCAGAUGUCAGCUAGGUCAGGGCAGGGGGAGACUGUAUUAUUCCCUACACAUGGUUGGGUUCUGGGUGCGAGUGUGUGUGCGAGUGUCUGAUACAGCCAAUGGGGGGGGAAAAGUCUAGAUCUCUUAAUUUAAAUUCUCACCCUGGGUCUCAGCCAAGAUGCCUGCAAGAAGGGGUGUGUGUGAGAGAGAGUGUGUGCGAGUGAGUGAGCCUGUUGCACACACAGGGUUAGCCACUCAACAACUGCCGGUCUCCGAACACUGUGCUCUUUUUUUUGAGUGCUAUUGUUUCUGCUUGUGUGUGUGUGUAUGUGUGUGUGCAGGUGUGUUAUAAUGGCUGGGACCAGGUUGCGCUCCGUGUCAUUUGUUACAGUAUUACGCAUCUGAACAACGUUUUGUGGACAAUAAAGUGGAGAAACGACA
Molecule: messenger RNA, 3595 nt
Organism: Pogona vitticeps (central bearded dragon)
Lineage: Eukaryota; Metazoa; Chordata; Lepidosauria; Squamata; Agamidae
Source: RefSeq, a predicted model, not a curated record